AUGUUUUACUUACUAUUUGUAAUUUUGGAAUUAAUUUGGUUAACAUUCAUUAUUGAGUGUAGUCCACAUAAUCGUCGCUGUUAUUUGGGCACCUUGGCUGCACAAGUAAAGAAUUUAAUAGAGAAACCGAAGAAACUAGAAGAUGUAUUAUUGGCUGAUGCGCUUCCUCUUGCCGGUCAUAGCAUUUUUUUCCACGAGACAAGUUGUCCCUCAACAAUUAAUUCAAUUAGCAAAAAAUUGCCGACGGCAGAACCGAAAAAAAAAAAAAAAAAUUACGGCAACUACAUAGAAUUAACGGCGCGACAGGCUUGCUCAGUUGAAUCUGCUGCUUUCCACAAUUCCAAAACAAAUGUAUAUGUUCUUUAUGCCAGUCCACGUUAUCAAUUGCCAAAUAUAACAGCGGAUCCCAUAUUGAGUGCCGUGUUAAGUUAUAAAAAUGUACAUUUACGGAAUGUGAAUAUGUGGACUUAUGCGGCAACCACACCAAUGUAUAAAUGGCUUAAAGGUGGAAAACUUUUCAAAUCCAGCUAUGUUUUCUCACAUGUGUCCGACUUUUUACGCUAUUUAACAUUAUGGCGUUGGGGUGGCACAUAUCUCGACAUGGAUACUAUAAUGUUGCGUUCUAUCGAAAAUAUGCCACCAAACUUUGUCGGAGCUGAAUCAACCUAUUAUUUGGCUGCAGGGGUGAUGAAUUUUGCACCCGAUGGCCUUGGUCACAAAAUAUCCAAAUUAUGUGUUUCCGAUUUCGUGAGAAAUUUUAAAGGCAAUAAUUGGGCCAAUAAUGGUCCUGGUGUUAUAACCCGUGUAAUGCGAAAGAUUUGUGACACUGAGACAAUUGCACUUAUGUUCGAUCCGAAACGUUGUAAAGGCUUUUAUAUAUUUGAUCGAAAUAUUUUCUAUGCGAUAUCUUGGGAAGAGUGGCGUGAUUUUUUCGAACCAGAAAAAAUGGAGAAAACAUUAGGACGCAUCGAUCAUUCGUACAUAGCUCAUUUGUGGAAUAAAAUAUCCGGCGACUUUCCCGUUAAAGUAGGCAUCAAAAGUGCUUUUACAACUAUGGCCGCAAAUAAUUGCCCGCAUGUAUAUAAAGCAAUCAUCAAUCAUUUCUCUCAUUUUUAG
Messenger RNA from Glossina fuscipes, 1116 nucleotides. Its product is annotated as lactosylceramide 4-alpha-galactosyltransferase-like. Gene Ontology annotation, biological process: glycosphingolipid biosynthetic process. The record is from RefSeq and is a predicted model, not a curated record. Gene Ontology annotation, molecular function: alpha-1,4-N-acetylgalactosaminyltransferase activity. NCBI's taxonomy places the organism in Eukaryota, Metazoa, Arthropoda, Insecta, Diptera, Glossinidae. The transcript has 2 exons. The coding region runs from base 1 to 1116 and encodes 371 amino acids.